Messenger RNA from Cucumis melo (muskmelon), 1875 nucleotides. RefSeq lists its product as uncharacterized. The coding region runs from base 248 to 1582 and encodes 444 amino acids. The record is from RefSeq and is a predicted model, not a curated record. Lineage: Eukaryota; Viridiplantae; Streptophyta; Magnoliopsida; Cucurbitales; Cucurbitaceae. The transcript has 3 exons.
AUGGAAAAUUAGAAGGACCGAAUUGGCUUUUGCUUGACAGCCUGUUUACAGCUGUAAACCAAUCCUUCUCUCUAAAAACUCUUCCUUCUUCGCUUCUUCUUCUUCUUCUUCUUCUUCAUCUCCAUCUCUAACGUCCGUACUUUCUUCUACAAACAGUAAUUGCCUUUGCAGUGUGAUUAAUUUCUGUUCGAGGUUAUUGUGAUGUUAAUGGGGUUUCUUCUUAGUUGAAGUGUAGAGGGGGGUGUCCAUGGAUCCGUGUCCUUUUGUGCGUCUAACCGUCGGGAAUCUUGCUCUUAAGGUUCCGGUAGCGUCUAAACCUGCUCGUUCGGUUGUUCAUCCUUCUUCGUCUCCUUGUUUUUGUAAAAUCAAGUUUAAGAAACUGCCGGUUCAAACGGCGGUGGUACCGUUUAUUCAGGCGGGGAAUCAGUUUUCGGACGGUCAAGUUCAGUCGACGGCGGCUACUUUUCAUCUCAGUAAGUUUGAUCUCGACAAGCUAGCCGGAAAAUCUUUAUUCGGUUCGAAACCAUGCCUCAAAAUUUCUAUAUACAGUGGGAGGAGAGGUACGACCUGCGGCAUCGAUUCUGGGAGGCUCUUGGGUAGAGUGUCUGUACCUUUGGAUCUGACGGGAACUGAAUCAAAGGCAACUGUGUUUCACAAUGGAUGGAUUUCGGUGGGUAAAGACUCCAAGGAUUCUUGUGCGCAAUUCCAUUUGAAUGUGAAAGCCGAACCCGACCCGAGAUUCGUGUUUCAGUUCGACGGCGAGCCAGAAUGUAGUCCACAAGUGUUUCAGAUUCAGGGUAACAUCAGACAACCCGUUUUCACCUGCAAGUUCAGCUUUAGAACUGGCGACCGGACUCAAAGAUCCAGAUCAUUGCCUACAGAAUCUUCAAGGUGGUGGCUUAGCUCGUUUGGAAGCGAAAGGGAGCGACCAGGAAAGGAGCGGAAGGGUUGGUCAAUCACCAUCCACGACCUUUCCGGCUCACCCGUUGCCGCCGCCUCAAUGGUCACACCCUUUGUUGCAUCCCCAGGUUCCGACCGAGUCAGCCGGUCCAACCCCGGUUCAUGGUUGAUCCUUCGACCCGGAGACGACACAUGGAAACCAUGGGGCCGGUUGGAGGCGUGGCGGGAGCGCGGUGGAUCAGACGGUUUAGGAUACCGGUUCGAGCUAAUUCCAGACACGAACGGUGGGAUGAGCGCGGCAGGGAUUGUACUGGCGGAGUCAGCUCUGAACAUAAACAAAGGCGGAAAAUUCUUGAUUGACUUAGGUGGAAGCUCGAACGGGAGGUCGACGCCGGUGAACCCAAUGUCGCCGGCGUGCAGCCCGAGAAGCAGUGGGGAUUAUGGGUACGGACUGUGGCCAUAUUGCGUGUAUAGAGGGUUUGUAAUGGGAGCUAGCGUUGAAGGGGAAGGGAAAUGCAGCAAACCAAGAGUCGAGGUUGGAGUGCAGCACGUGAACUGCACGGAAGACGUGGCUGCAUUUGUGGCAUUAGCAGCGGCCAUUGAUCUUAGCAUUGACGCUUGCAGGCUUUUCUCACACAAACUCAGGAAGGAACUUUGUCAGCCAUUGGAUCUUCUCACUUGAGAUUAUUCCCUUUAGUUUCUUCUUCUUUUUUUAAUGCGUUUGGGUUUUUUGAGUGGCGCAAUUUGUCGAUGAAUUUUUUAUUCCAUCGUCUUUGAGGGAUUUGGGUUUUUGCUAACUAAAGUAUUGUACAGUUUGCGAGAGAGAAGAAAGAGAGUAGAGGCAGAGACACAGCACUUUUGUUUUUUUUGGUUCUUUUUUUUCCUUUUUCUGAAUAGUUGGUGUGACAUUUGUCUGAUUUCCAUCUUUUUAUUAAAUGGGUUUGGUGAGGAAUAGAAAAAAGGUUGGUUUUUGAA